Molecule: messenger RNA, 2617 nt
Organism: Anopheles darlingi
Lineage: Eukaryota; Metazoa; Arthropoda; Insecta; Diptera; Culicidae
Product: mitochondrial glutamate carrier 1-like
Exons: 8
Coding region: 279-1247 (322 amino acids)
Biological process (GO): aspartate transmembrane transport; L-glutamate transmembrane transport; malate-aspartate shuttle
Molecular function (GO): L-glutamate transmembrane transporter activity; L-aspartate transmembrane transporter activity
Source: RefSeq, a predicted model, not a curated record
UGGUAAUUCCUACAUAAAGUGCGAGCUUUCAACAUUUUUGAACAGUUUCGUGAAAUUCGUGAUAAAGAAGCGGUGAUAAAAGCAUCAUUUGCAACUCCCACCUUCGUUCCCGUUGGAAGAUCCAUAAAAAAAACUGGACUGAAUCCACGGCAAAGGAUUCUACCUUAUUCUUUUCCCUUUACCUUAAAAGGAUCCUCCGAGUUUCGGAUCCGGGAAGCAAUCACCGAGGAGCAAAGCGAGCGCAAAAAACUUGAAGACUCUGUGAAGGUUUCCUCACGAUGGCUAGCAACAGUAACGCAUCCGCUGCCACCGUUAGCAACAAUCGACAAUUCGCCUUGCUUCCCAAAAUCGUCAAUGGUGGCAUUGCUGGAAUCAUUGGUGUGUCUUGUGUUUUCCCGCUUGAUCUCGUCAAAACUCGUCUUCAAAACCAGCAGAUAGGCGCUAAUGGCGAAAAAAUGUAUAAUUCAAUGCUGGACUGUUUUAAAAAGACAUACAGAGCAGAAGGUUACUUUGGAAUGUAUCGCGGAUCGGCCGUAAAUAUAUUAUUGAUUACGCCAGAGAAGGCCAUAAAAUUAGCAGCCAAUGACUUUUUCCGUCAUCAUCUUACCACUUCCAAUGGAACGUUACCAAUCACCCGUCAGAUGCUAGCAGGUGGGUUGGCAGGAUUGUGUCAAAUCAUCAUUACGACACCAAUGGAAUUAUUGAAAAUUCAAAUGCAGGAUGCAGGACGAGUUGCUGCACAGGCAAAGCAAUCAGGAAAAGUUGUACCGAAGGUUUCUGCGACCUCAAUAGCGUUGGAAUUGAUCCGGGCGAAAGGUAUUUCAGGGCUUUAUAAAGGAACUGGUGCAACUAUGUUGCGCGAUGUAUCGUUUUCCAUCGUAUACUUUCCUUUGUUUGCCACACUAAACGCUCUUGGUCCUCGUCGUGAAGAUGGAAGCAACGAGGCGGUAUUCUGGUGCUCGUUUCUAAGUGGGUGUGCGGCAGGAUCUAUGGCUGCCCUGUUCGUAAACCCUUUCGAUGUUAUCAAAACUCGACUUCAAGCAUUAAAGAAGGCUGAGGGAGAAAUGCAGUUCAAUGGUGUAAUCGAUUGUGUUGGGAAAACAAUGAAACACGAAGGUAUUAAAGCAUUCUUCAAGGGAGGACUAUGUCGUAUGAUUGUUAUAGCUCCUUUAUUCGGAAUAGCACAAAUGGUAUAUUUCUUAGGAGUCGCUGAAGCUCUACUUGGUAUGAAAUCUAACAAAUCUUAAAUUAAAGCGUGCGUUUCUGUGAGUCAUACUUUGGAGCAUCAGAAAAUAUGUGUUCUAUUUCGUUUUUAAAAAUUUGAUCAUUUCACAGUUAUUUCUCAAAAAAUCUAUUAUGUUUGUCGACACAACUAAUACGUAUGGUUAAAACACAAUGUAUGUUACUAUUGCCAGUAAUUUUAAUUUACUGAAUGUCACGUUUAUAUGUCAUUGUAAACGAAAUAAUUUGAUUAUUCCAUCCAUUUGACGGUUGGCAAAGCACUAUGGCCAUUUGUUUAUUCUUAGUUUCCCUUAAAUGCGAAUAAUAAGCAAAGCAAUAUACAAAAUUAUCAGGUAUUGCAAAAAAUUGAACAUUUUGACCCUGCUCUUUUCUGCUUUCAAUAUUUGUUUUGACCUACUUUUAAGAUUUUUUUUAUGAAUGAUACUGAUCGACGUGCGUUUGAUAUAGCAAAGGAGCUACGAUAAAUAAAAAAACACGAAAGAUAAAGUAUGCAUGACAAACCGUUGAGCCACGGAUGGAAUGACCUAGUCUGGAAAUAGCGGAUAACUCGAUGAACAAUACACUGAAACAUUGUAUAAAUCAUAAAUCAUACCGAAUCAAUUGGCUUGCAUUUCAGUCACGGUUUUGAUUCCCGGAAAUACAAUCUGUAAACAAAGAGCAUGAAUAUUAUAUCGUCACUAACUGCUUCGAAAUUAGUUGUGCAAUGGGCUCAAAAAUGAUAAUAUCAAGAUGCUUGAAGGGUAACUUGAUAAAACAAAAAUUAUUUGGGACAGUAAAGCAAAAGUAUAGCUAGUAAAGAUUCAACGCAUAUAUGAGCAUUGAUGUAAUAUUCAAUAAUAAUUUGUUUUUCGCUUGUUAAAUAUGUGAAUAUGUGAACACCCGUAACAGUUACGGUAUUCUUAUCUUUUUUAAAAUUUCAAAGUCAAAACGUUGGAAAUCUUAUAGUUGGUGGAAAUCUGAUGGGUGCCAUUUAAUGCGCGUGUAGCUACUAGGAAGUGCAGUUUGAAUCGACACAAUCUUUCUAAAGGAUUAUUCAAAGCAACGUGUAGCGUGUCAAUUUGAUGAAAGACAAUAAUAAGUGUGGCAUUUAGGUGGGCUUUUUAAACAUAACAUAUGAAAAGAAUGAUGUCCUAAUCAUCCGUCGAUUGAUGCAAAUGUGCAUUCUCCUGGGAGACGUGAGAUGUAAAAUGAAUGGAGUAAUAGUAUUGUUCGGGAUUCCUUAAAGCAUGUGGGGAAUUGUUUAACAGAGUACAUAGUUAGUUAAUCUAUGGUCUUAUAUGAGUGUUUUAAUCAAGUGUAUGGAGUAAUACAUGCAUGUUAUGAUAGGAGCUCUGUGAAAUAAAUAAUAAAUAUCAAAUUACCCGUAUAAAUAGCA